UUUUAGGCAGGACGUUGUUGCUUCUUCAGCUUAGAGUGUCUUGUACUCUGGACUCUUCACACACGCUGGUGGUCCUCGAGGCGGGACUCAGUGCUCACAUGGAGAGUGAAGACACAGGCGACACCACUCCGGAUAUUACGGAGGUGGUGAAGCUAGAGUUGUUGUGCAAGCAGCUUUACGAGGCUAACGAUGGGGUUCAGCAGCACGAAGCAGAAAAGGCAUUAGUGGAAUUUCAGUCUGGGCGUGGAGCUGCUACUCUCAGUCAGUGUCGGCUGCUCCUAGAUCGAGCAAAGUCGCCUUACACUCAACAUUUUGCAGUGACAACUCUCACAAAGCUUGCAUCUAGAAUGCCAUGUACUCUGUCACUACAGCACAGAAUGGAUAUGAGAACGUAUGCUCUCGAUUAUUUGGCAAGUCAUCCUAAGCUUGUUCACUAUGUGACUCAAGGCUUAGUGGUGUUGAUUGUAAGGGUUACUAAAGAAGGCUGGUUUGAUGCCCUUGAUAAGAAUAAAUGGGCAUUCAGGAAUGUUGUAGGGGACGUUACCCGAUUUCUUCAGGGUUCAGUAGAGCAGUGUGUGAUUGGAGUGCAACUACUUGCCCAACUCACUGCAGAGAUGAACCAUGUCUCAGAAUCGGAUAAAGAUAGAUCCCUUACUAAACACAAGCAAAUAAGAAGUUCAUUCAGAGAUAAUUAUCUGUACGAUAUCUUCAAGCUGUCCUGCAGACUACUUGGAACUUCUGUAGUCAAAAGAGGCGAACUGCCAAAGAGUUUUAUCAACUUUGACGAGGAAAACCAACACAGAUUAAUGAAGUUUCUUCUUAAGUUGGGUAAGAGUAUCUCAAAUAGUAGACAAGCUGAACUUAAAUUCUAAAUUGCAAGGGAACAUU
Procambarus clarkii (red swamp crayfish) is the source of this 888-nucleotide messenger RNA. NCBI's taxonomy places the organism in Eukaryota, Metazoa, Arthropoda, Malacostraca, Decapoda, Cambaridae. The record is from RefSeq and is a predicted model, not a curated record.